AAAAAAAAAAGUGUCGCGCUGCCGGAACGGAUUUGAAAGUGCUGGGGCCAGGGCAGUUGACGCACAAAAGACUUGACUUAGGUUUGUGGACAGCCUUUGGGCCUGCAUUCGUGUCCUGAUUUAUGUUUGCUGUUUACGCGCUAUUUUUCAACCCCAAAUCACAUUUCCUUUCACACCAUCUCUUCAAGCCCCUCUUGCCUUUACAACCUCGUUUCGCUUUUAUUUUAUUGCGGCGCAACAGCCCGUCAAGAUCCGAUCUCGAUCAGUUAUCAGCCUCGAAACAUAUUUCACAAAUCAACAUCAUCAAAAUGCCAACAAAGAAGUGGGAAGAUGAGGAGUCCUCCUCCGGCAGCUCCGACGAGUCCUCCCCCGCGGUUGCCGUCUCAGUCCCCCGCCGCAAGUUCGAUGACGAGGAGGCCAACGACAGCGAUGUCCUCGACUCGUGGGAUGCCGCCGAAGACUCGGAGGUAGAGCGCGAAAAGGCAAAGAAGGCCGCAGAGGCCAAGGCCAAGGCCGAAGCCGAAGCCAAGGCCAACAAGAAGACCAAGGCCGCCCGUAUCAACGAGCACAAGCAGCGUCGCAAGGAGGCCGAGGAGUCGGACGAGAGUGACGACGAGACCGAGUCGCAGCGCCGCGAGCGCCUCCGUCGCACCGAGAAGGAGGCCGAUCUCGCCCACGCCGAGGACCUGUUUGGUGACAUUGGUGUGCCCGCGGGCCGCAAGGUCAAGGCCGCCAGCACCAGCGUCAGCAUCGACCCGUCGGACCCUUCCAAGACGGUUGAGCUGUCCGACAUGCCCAUCUUCAACCCCAAGACCAAGACGCAGUUUGAGGACAUGCGCCAGGCCCUGAUCCCGCUCAUCACGGCCAGCUCUGGCAGGAAGCCGCACUACAACAACUUUAUGGAGGAGUUUGUCAGGCAGCUGUGCGCCGACAUGCCCUCGGAGAACAUCAAGAAGAUCUCGAGCAAGCUCACGGCCCUCAGCAACGAAAAGAUGAAGCAGGAGAAGGCCGCCGCCGGAACCAAGAAGACCAAGGCCGCCAAGACAAAGACCUCGCUGGUCGCUAACAGGGCUGGCGUGACUGACACCAACUCGUAUGAGGAUACUUUCGGAGACGACGACUUUAUGUGAAAGGCGCCUCACAGCCUUUCAAUAUCAAAUAUUCCCCCUCUCGCUUCGUUGCUGCCAAUAAACCCCUGCGAAAAGAAAGACUGCGUCUUGGGGAAUCCAACCAUAGAUCGGCGCUGGAGCCGGCCUGCAAACACCCAAAACAGACUUAUCAUCAGUCGCGGGAUGUGUCCUACCCACGCGCCACUGGCGCGGGGUCAAGACUCCAGAGGGCAACUGUAGGGGGAGGAAAACCAGUCCUCGCUUGGGGGGACUAUCUUGUUCUUGCCAUCAGCGCUGUGAUGCAAGAUGGCGACGACUCGACUCGUUUCCGGGGAAGGGAAAGGGAGAGUCUUUGUUAAUGUGCAUAUGAGGUUGGAUGGGAUAAUCGGAAAGGGAUUGUCUUCAAGGGCGAAAUGGUGUUUUGUGCCAAAAGAGACUAUAAGCCUCGAUGAAAUGCGGAAAGAGGUUAACCAUGGUUGCGAGUGCGCCAAGGGAGAAGAGAAAUACGAGGACGGCUUCCGCAUGCGUAGAAGCCGUCGUCGUCGUGUUUUUUUGUGUCUAGAUCAGCCAGGGGUACAAGAUUGCAAUUUUUCGUUUCUGAUUUUUAUUUGUCAGGCAUUUAGCGGGACAUUGGGCGAGUUGUCGCCCGUUAUCAAGAUUAAUAGAAAUGAACUGGUCAAGCUACAUCAAGUCAUGCGGAAC
Pyricularia oryzae 70-15 is the source of this 1811-nucleotide messenger RNA. RefSeq lists its product as uncharacterized. NCBI's taxonomy places the organism in Eukaryota, Fungi, Ascomycota, Sordariomycetes, Magnaporthales, Pyriculariaceae. The transcript has 4 exons. Gene Ontology annotation, molecular function: translation initiation factor activity. Gene Ontology annotation, cellular component: eukaryotic translation initiation factor 3 complex; cytoplasm. The coding region runs from base 123 to 1130 and encodes 335 amino acids. The record is from RefSeq and is a predicted model, not a curated record.